Messenger RNA from Camellia sinensis, 510 nucleotides. Lineage: Eukaryota; Viridiplantae; Streptophyta; Magnoliopsida; Ericales; Theaceae. The record is from RefSeq and is a predicted model, not a curated record.
AUGGAAGCCAAAGCAAAAUCAUCAGCAGCAGCAGAGAACGAGCAAGAUGAUCAAUGGAUUGCUCAAUCGCCGCCGAAGCUCCCAGACGAUGUCCUCUUCGACAUCCUCUCCAGACUCCCCGUUCAGCCCUUAAUCCAGUACAUUUGCGUCAGCAAAUCAUGGCGAACCAUGAUCUCCAACCCCCAAUUCAUCAAAAUCCACCUCCAUCGAUCCUCUAAUUCCCAAUCCUCCGAUUCCCAGAGACUAUUACUAUCAUCUCACGACUCCUUUCGUUCCAUCACCUGUCAAUUCCCCGAUCACGCACCCAAAACACUUCAAUCUCCAUUGAAGAAGACCAAACCCUUGUGUUUCUGUGAUGCGUUGAUUCUCUUGUCUGUUUCUCACAAACCCUUUCCCUUCGCCAGAAAUCCCGGCAAGUCCUUCGUUCUGUGGAACCCAUCGAUCAGAGCAUACAAGGAAAUUUGGCCCCCUUUUGAGUUCAAUGACUUCGGAAUUCGCGGAAUUUGUUAA